Dermacentor silvarum is the source of this 2504-nucleotide messenger RNA. Its product is annotated as complement decay-accelerating factor. The record is from RefSeq and is a predicted model, not a curated record. The transcript is spliced from 6 exons. NCBI's taxonomy places the organism in Eukaryota, Metazoa, Arthropoda, Arachnida, Ixodida, Ixodidae. The coding region runs from base 388 to 948 and encodes 186 amino acids.
UACGUUCGUCAGCUGCGCCAACAGCGUCGCGAUCGAGCGAGUCGCUCGGUGACGAGAACAUGUUUCUGCGCGAACCUCCCAGUUCCUGGUGCGACGACGUGUCCGAGGCCCGGCUCCAUAGUCAAUGGCGUCGUCGACGUGCCGUCGGGCACGCUCGGCGUGAAUGCCAGGAUCCGGUACCGGUGCGACACGGGCUACACGUUGGUCGGAGUGGGGGAGCGCGUUUGCCAGAGUGACGGCUCGUGGUCGGACUCGGAGCCCGUCUGCCAGGUUGCUGUUGUAACAACUUGCCCAACGCCCGGUUCCAUAACCAACGGUGUUGUCGACGUGCCACCGGGAUUACUUGGCGUGAAUACGAAGGUCCAGUACCGGUGCAACGUAGGGUACAUGCUGAUCGGAAUGACGGAGCGCGUUUGCCAAAUGGACGGCUCGUGGUCGGGCGUGGAGCCGAGAUGUCAGGCCAUUCCUGGAGCAACUUGUCCAGCGCCCGGUCCCAUAGCCAACGGCGCCGUCGACUUUCCACCGGGCAUGCUUGGCGUGAACACCAGGGUCCAGUACAGGUGCAACCCGGGCUACACGUUGGUCGGAAUGAUGGAGCGUGUCUGCCAGGCCGACGGCUCGUGGUCGAACGCCGAGCCCGUCUGUCAAGCCAGUGGACACGCUCCCCAACCUCCGCAACCGCCAGCGACACCUACAACGUCACAAAGCCCGGUGCCAGAUGCGCAUCCUCCGGCGGGCGACGACAAGGCGUCCGACAGCAGCAGCAGCAGCGAGGCGCAGACGACGUCGUGGGUGCUGCUGUCGCUGCUGGGCGUGCUCGUGGUGGCGGGCGCGGUGGUCCUCUACAUGGCCUUCCAGUUCUACCUGUCGAAAUUGGGCGGCGACGAAGACGCGAUGGCGCUGAUGCCCGUCCAAGGGCUAGAGACCAAGUCGGGGGUGUUGCCAUGACGACCGAAGCUGUACCAGUGUGACUCGGAGUUACAAGCGCGCCGCUGCGUACACGCCGCCGACAGAACAGUUGCGGCUGACAGAGGCAAAACCACGGCUGCUGCGUGAUAUGCGGGCCCUUACGGAGUCCAUAAACUGGAGGCAACUGAGAAGUUUGGUUCCGGUCCACGCUCCUGCGUAACUCCAGUUACCUAAUGAACGUUUUUAAUUGCCACGCACCGCUUAUUAGAGAUAUAUCACGAUUCGUAUUUUUAAAUAUUUUCGUGAACUAUUGAAUUACCGCGAGAGAAGCACGGUGUUUUCGGGAAUAUACUACUACGGGCCAGUCUGUUUAUUUUUCAGUCUUCCACUAUUGAUUCAUUGAAAUGCGAGGGCUGUUUUUUUAAUUUUUUUUCUUGUUUUCAAGUUUCGUGAUCACUUGUUUUGAUCGAGAAGUACAAGACUGCAAACAUUUUAAUGCAUGCAAAUCUUUACUGUAUCUCUUGGGUGUACGAUUUCCGCGCCAGUUGGUUUAACUGCUUAUGUUGCGAAAGCUCUUGCACAACCGGUCUUGCCUUUAGUGCACGUUGAUUGAUUUUAAUGAAGGACUCUAUUUUUUAUAAUCUCAAAAACUUUAUAGGUAUUGUGGUGCAUACAGAGUGCGAGCGGGAGCGCUGUUGUAAAGUUCCUAUUAUUGCCUUUAAUGACUGCGUAUUAUUGUCAGAACUGAAAAGAGGUUCCAUUAUUUCUCAGCAUAUUUACCAUCAAGACGCCAUCACUCGUGCCUGCAAUGAACGUGCUCACGGAAACGCUUUACUUUGAGCACCUUGCUUUGGCUGUUCAAGAGACACUAUAUUUUCAUGAGUUGUUCCCGUAAGCUGCCGUUUGACGUAAAAUACAAGUGGGCUUGUUUUGUAUUGCGUGUUCCUUGCUGAUCUGUGAGUCGCUUAUCUGGCGUAAUUGCGCCACACACACACACAAGAAAAGAAAACAAAAAGCAUCUGAGGACACCUAUAAGCACUUCUGACGAGCUGAGAAUGCGAAAGCAUUAAAGUCCUAUUGAACGCCGCUAAGCGCUCCUUCGAGUUUUACGCGGCGAGUAAUGUACCACAGCGGUACGUGCUGUCCGAGCCAGCAAGCAGCAGCAGCCUGCGGUGCCAACGCCGACUGCCACCGACGCGGCGGUGCCCUCGCCCUUCGCGCAACACCUGGCGCGCUACUGCGGCAGCAGGCGUGCCCUUUCGCCGCUGUGCUUUGGUCGAGGCGCCUUCGUGACGUGGCGUCGCAGCCAAUGGGAAUCCACGUGACUUUUCGCUGCUGCAGACGCCGGCGGCUUUUUUCGCUCAAUGGGCCAUUUGACGCUUUCGCAUCGAUAAACGAAGGUGGAUAGUCUAGACUGCGAGGAACACAAGUGCCGUGUGCACCGUGCCUAUACUGUGUCGACUUCCGGUACUUCUGAUCGCUUAAAGGGACGCUAUUUUUUAUAAUUGAUUUGCACCUUAGUAGUAAAUUACCUUUAUACAAUUUCAAAAGACGCCAAGAAGAAACAUGGCUUACUGGUAAGCCUGAAAAGGCGU